ACACUGGGAACCAGGAAGCACGAAGGAAUCCAUGAUCCUGCCCUAAGAGGGCUUACAUCUUUGCUGGGAAAGCAGGUGUUCACAAAGGUAAAUAAAAAUACAAGCAUCUACACACGGCACGGUCCAGAGGGCAGGGCAGCUUGCUGUGGCUGAGGUCAUCAGGAAAGACUUUGUGGAGCAGACGCAUUGCUAGUGGAUCUUUGAGGGAUGGGGGAAUAUGGAAGGGGAGAAAGGAGAGCUUUUAUGAUCCAGAGCACCUGCUACAGCAAAGCCUGGCGGAUGCAGACACAAACUUGGAGUCUGUUCGAGGAACGUGCUAACGGGCUCAGGAGUAGACCACCUUCGGGGCAUUUCAGUACUGCAGGCAACUAGCGGGAAAUAACCCCGCCCUCCACUUUUCAAACAAAUCCCAGGUGGACGCCUGGGAAGGCAAGCGCUGUGUUACCACAGAGACGCGCAGCUAGAUCGCCUACCUCCUCGGAGGUGGACAUUUUUGGUCCUGGCGGAAAAGUUGGAAACGGCUGGGACCACUAGCAAGUCAAACUGCAUCGCCCAAGAAUGUGAGAGCAAAAGAGCUCCCCCUGGGAGCCGCAAAAGCAAGCGGCGGAACGAAUCCGUGAGGCGUCCCUCGGAAGAACAGGUUUUUAAGGAGUCGCCCACCUCCCUGCCCUCAUCUGAGAUGGCAGCUCUGCGGGCGCUCUAGCCGGCGCUCCUUAGAUUUCCCCGGAGGGGGCGGCAGCCUCGCCGCUAGCUGUGGUGGCUGAGGCGCCGGUCGCGGUGAGCUUCGUCGCGGCCGCCGCUCCUCGUGGCCUGUGGGACGCCGAGGGUGGGGAUUCGGCCUCUCCCCUCCGGCGCUGGGCUUCUUAGCGCCUUUCCCAGUCCGACCCUCAGGCCUCGCGGUCGCCGCGGUCCAGCCCUGCGCGGGGCCGGCUGUACCCGCGCUCGGGCCGGACGAUGCCCAAGAAGCUGCUGCUGCUGCCCCCGCUGUCCGCGUCCUCCGCCUUCCGCGCCCCGCGAGCCCGCCCCGCCGCCUCGCCGGCCAUGAACGCCGCCCGCACCGGCUACCGGGUCUUCUCGGCCAACUCCACGGCUGCCUGCACCGAGCUGGCCAAGCGCAUUACCGAGCGUCUUGGUGCUGAAUUGGGGAAGUCUGUUGUAUACCAAGAGACCAAUGGGGAAACAAGAGUUGAAAUAAAGGAAUCUGUUCGUGGCCAAGAUAUUUUCAUUAUACAGACAAUACCCAGAGAUGUGAACACAGCUGUGAUGGAGUUACUGAUCAUGGCUUACGCACUGAAGACUGCCUGUGCCAGAAAUAUUAUUGGCGUCAUCCCUUAUUUCCCCUACAGCAAGCAGAGCAAGAUGAGGAAGAGGGGUUCCAUCGUGUGCAAGCUCCUGGCAUCCAUGCUGGCGAAAGCAGGUUUAACUCACAUUAUCACUAUGGAUCUUCAUCAAAAGGAAAUACAAGGCUUUUUCAGCUUUCCCGUGGACAACCUUAGAGCCUCACCUUUCCUGCUUCAGUAUAUCCAGGAAGAAAUUCCAAAUUACAGAAAUGCAGUCAUUGUAGCUAAGUCUCCUGACGCUGCAAAAAGGGCCCAGUCCUAUGCUGAGAGACUGCGUCUGGGUUUGGCUGUCAUCCACGGGGAAGCUCAGUGUACAGAGCUGGACAUGGACGAUGGUCGCCAUUCUCCCCCCAUGGUCAAAAAUGCUACUGUGCACCCGGGCUUGGAGUUGCCAUUGAUGAUGGCCAAAGAGAAGCCACCAAUAACUGUCGUCGGAGAUGUUGGAGGCCGCAUCGCGAUCAUAGUGGAUGACAUUAUUGACGAUGUGGAGAGCUUUGUGGCUGCUGCAGAGAUCCUGAAAGAGAGAGGUGCCUACAAGAUCUACGUCAUGGCCACCCACGGCAUCCUGUCUGCAGACGCCCCCCGCCUGAUUGAGGAGUCAUCUGUUGAUGAGGUGGUGGUGACGAAUACUGUCCCUCAUGAGGUACAGAAGCUACAGUGUCCCAAGAUCAAGACAGUGGAUAUCAGUUUGAUUCUUUCUGAAGCAAUUCGAAGAAUCCACAAUGGAGAAUCCAUGGCUUACCUUUUCCGAAACAUCACUGUGGAUGACUAGCUUUCACUAGCCUUGCCGCUGGAACGCCUAAGGAAAACAUGUAAAAAGCAGUGCCGUCAGUUAUGUGCACAGCUAUGUGCAAAGGAGGACUGGAAAUAGUCUGGAGUUAGUCUCUGUCACCAAGGUUGGUGGGUAGGAGCCAUUAAGAUAGUCAAGAAGAAGACAGAGCUAAUACAUAAAUAACUUGGCCUUAAAUGUCUGCCAUCAUCAUCCCAGUUCCUUAAACAGAAGUUAUAGACGCUUUCCUGAAAAGAAUCUGAAAAUCUUGUUGAUGCUGAAGAGUUAAAAGCAGAUAAAGCCAAUAGCUCUGUACUGAUUAUUCAGUUGUUUCAGCUGCAGAGAAGCGCAAGUGUUGACGUUGAACCUGGUCAGGGAAGCCAAGUCCCCACACUGUUUCUGUCCAGUUGUUCUCUCCCCAGUCAAUUUCAUGUCUUUUAUAGAGAAUCCUGUUUUUCUUUCAGAAACCGCUGUGCCUACAGCCAUUAAACAACGAAGCAUUCAUGUUGUUGUGCCUCCCAAGGACAUCAGAUUAGAAAAUAGUGUCCCAUCUCUGGGUGUCUGUGUGGCUCUGAAGUUGCAAAUAAAAGAAUUUGUCGUCUCCCUAGCGUCUUCACUACACUGAAGACCUAUGUGCUCCACUGGAUGGUGACUAUGUUAUGUCCAAACUGUGUAGAAGACCAUGGACAGCAGAAUAAAGGGUGGUCAGCUCCUUGGCUGGUCAGUCUUAUUCUCCAGGUUCCUUCCCCUUGCUGAGCAUUGACAUGAUGAAUAAAUCCUUGUUCAGUAA
This is a messenger RNA of Microcebus murinus (gray mouse lemur), 2899 nucleotides long. It is a transcript of the gene PRPSAP1, whose product is annotated as phosphoribosyl pyrophosphate synthetase associated protein 1. Gene Ontology annotation, cellular component: cytoplasm; ribose phosphate diphosphokinase complex. Gene Ontology annotation, biological process: 5-phosphoribose 1-diphosphate biosynthetic process; purine nucleotide biosynthetic process. NCBI's taxonomy places the organism in Eukaryota, Metazoa, Chordata, Mammalia, Primates, Cheirogaleidae. The record is from RefSeq and is a predicted model, not a curated record. Gene Ontology annotation, molecular function: ATP binding; ribose phosphate diphosphokinase activity; magnesium ion binding.